UGCCUGCACACCAAUGGCUGAAUAUUCGUAAAAUUCUGUAACACUAACAGUCGCCACUUUAAUCCAAUGACAUUUGGUUAUCUUGUAUACAUAAUAGUGACAAAUAAUAUUCACAGCUGAAGUGGAAAAAUGGGGACAUUGAACGAUACAGGUCUACACAUUUUUGGAUAUUUUUUAGUGUCUUCUUCUGUGAAAUAUAUAAUUUUACGAUGGUUGAGUAAAAGAAAACGGGACUAUGAACUUGUCGGUAGAGUUCAAAAAAUAUACAGCUACCCCAUUAAAUCAUGCAUGGCCAUGCCGUUGAAAUCUGCCGACUGUACCAAACAUGGUUUAAAAGAUGAAGGCGUUACCGACAGGCACUGGAUAUGUUUACAUAAUGGUGAAAUUCUGACGUUAAAGGCGGAACCAAGGCUGUGUUUAAUGAACAUCACCAUCGACAAAGACGAUAUUAUUAUUAGCGUUCCUAACAGAGAAAACUUGAGGCUUCCAAAACUAUUACCACCUACAAAAGAAAACAUAAUACAAGCCAAUAUCUAUGGUGAAUUGAGAGAUGUUGUUGACUGUGGUGAAUCAGCAUCCAAAUGGAUAUCAGAAUUUCUAGAUAGAUCAGAUAUACGAAUAGGUUUCUCACCGCCAGAUUUACCAAAACGAGAUAUGUCCCAGAUAUCACGAUCCUGGCCAUAUAAUGGAGAAGAAGGCGAUGCUGCCGUGUUUACCUAUUCUACGCCUUACUUACUAGUAUCGUCAUCCUCGCUACACGAAGUAAACAACGGAUUAGAUAAACCAGUACCAAUCCUCCGAUUUAGACCUAACAUUGUUAUUGACGGAACCAUUCCUUUUGACGAGGAUGAAUGGCAAUAUGUUAAGAUUGGAAAUGACAUUCAGUUCCGAAUUGUAGAACCUUGUCGCCGGUGUAUUAUAACUACAAUUGAUCCAGCAACUGGCAUCAAAGAGAAAGGUUUCCAACCUCUUAAACAUCUUAGAAGUUUUCGCUGUAUUGCACCCUAUGGAACAUCACCGUUGUUUGGAGUUUACGUGGCGCUAGAGAAACCGGGAUUGAUACAAAUAGGUCAACCAGUUUGUGCAUUACGAAAAUAAUAAAAUAGACACGAUCACCAACCAGAACAAAUGAACAAAAUGUAUACUGUUGAUUUCAAGGAGCUAAAUCGCUAUUCUUUGGCACCUAGAUAUUGACACAAAUUUAAUGUAAUAUGUAUGUAUAUAAACUGAUUUACAUUCAA
This is a messenger RNA of Patella vulgata (common limpet), 1241 nucleotides long. RefSeq names its product mitochondrial amidoxime-reducing component 1. Gene Ontology annotation, molecular function: pyridoxal phosphate binding; catalytic activity; molybdenum ion binding. The transcript is spliced from 7 exons. The coding region runs from base 130 to 1098 and encodes 322 amino acids. NCBI's taxonomy places the organism in Eukaryota, Metazoa, Mollusca, Gastropoda, Patellidae. The record is from RefSeq and is a predicted model, not a curated record.